Protobothrops mucrosquamatus (brown spotted pit viper) is the source of this 3805-nucleotide messenger RNA. It is a transcript of the gene TMEM229B, whose product is annotated as transmembrane protein 229B. The record is from RefSeq and is a predicted model, not a curated record. Lineage: Eukaryota; Metazoa; Chordata; Lepidosauria; Squamata; Viperidae. The transcript has 3 exons. The coding region runs from base 32 to 592 and encodes 186 amino acids.
AGCGUCACCCGGGAAUUGUUCGUGGCCAGACAUGCCCAUGAAUGUGGCGGAAUCUAGGCAGAGUUCCUGCUGGGGACUGUGUGGAAGGAUGGCAGCUGCAGAACCUUUGACUGCUUUCUCCCGUUGGUACCUCUAUGCCAUUCAUGGCUACUUCUGCGAGGUGAUGUUCACAGCUGCUUGGGAGUUUGUGGUCAACUUCAACUGGAAGUUCCCAGGUGUCACCAGUGUAUGGGCACUCUUCAUCUAUGGGACGUCCAUCCUCAUUGUAGAAAAGAUGUAUCUAUACCUGAAGGAUAAGUGUAACAUACUAGUACGCUGCCUGAUUUACACUCUAUGGACGUAUCUUUGGGAGUUCACAACUGGCUUCAUUCUACGCCAGUUUAAUGCCUGCCCAUGGGACUAUUCACAGUUUGACUUGAACUUCAUGGGCCUCAUAACCCUGGAGUAUGCUAUCCCAUGGUUCUGUGCAGCAUUUAUCAUGGAACAGCUAGUCAUCAGGAACACCCUGCGUUUGCGUUUUGAUGAGAAUGCUGAACCAGGUGUACCCACAUCUGUUGCAACUUUGGCCAAUGGUCAUGUGAAAACUAACUGAAUUGUACUUUAGACUACGCUAAGACUAAGCAAUCGCUCCUGCCCCUUCAUUAGAGACUUGGGAUGAUGGCCUCAACAGCAAAACUCCUGUUUCCUUUACGAUAAACAAACCUCCUGGGUUUGGAGGUAUGCAUGAAAAAGUGGAAUCAGUAGGUUUUCUAUGAAUGUUAUUCUCUUUCUUUCUCUUGGUUCCUUUUUUUAAAAAAAACAAAACAACAACCCUGCAAGUAUCAUUGUCAACUACCUGUUGACUAGAUAGUUUGACUUGUAACUUACUCUGAAAACAAUUCUGUGAUCAAUACUUUAUUAUAUCUGGGUUAGAAAAAACAAAAGGCUGGCCCAAAUUGUUCAAAUAACAUUAGUAGAUAGCCACAGAUAUCCCCAGUUGACUUAGAAUUGGCUUAUAUUUCAUUCAGGUGCUUGCUUGCAACCAAUACCUCCCAUGGGACCUGAGAUGCUGCAGAGUCAAGGAAAAAUCAAUUCCUGUUGAAACAGCCCAACAAAGUGGCACACUACUGUGGAGAUAGAACUUGCCCUGUUGUGUACUUUUCUUAAGGCUUUUUUAAGUUGCACCACAGUGUAUAAUAUUAUGGUGCUGGGCAUCCUGCUGAAUUUCUAUAAAAAUAUUACUUUUUGAAUCAUCUAUUCUGACGCUCACUAGAGUGUUUCCCACUCUCAUGUACCUAUUUUUUAAAUAAAGAACUAUUUUGCUGGAUAAAGUCAAUCAUUGCUGUACAACCUGCAUUAUAGACAUGUAGGCAAAAAAGUAGGAGAAAAAUGGCUAAAGUCAUCUCUACCUCUUCCUCUCACACUUUCUGGUGGAACUCAACAGGAGGGCUCCUUCAGAGCUGAUUCUUGCUAACUUUCAUUGUGACUGUUUACAUCAUCCAAAUCUUCUCUGGCUUCUUCCAGGGGGAAUUUUCUAAUCUCAUAAAUCCAAGUGUCUAUAAAUAUGGACUAUUGACAUCACAUUGAAAUCUUUGUUUGAUGCCUGGAUUAAUUGGGAGUGGAAAUCCUGCAGGACAGACUCUUGAAAGGCCUGUGGUCAAUCUUUUUUGUAUUGAUCUUCUCUGCGGUGGUGUUCUCAAUGCACAAAUGGUAGAAUUAGUAGUGCAGCAAUAUCUCUUCAUAAAGCUAUUUAUGAGCAACUGUUGAUGUUUGCUGGGGAGGAACUUUGAAGGAUCAUCCUUCAAGAUGGUUCAAGUGAGUGGAAAACAACACAAAAGGGCUGCAGAUAUUCUGGAGUCAGGGACCAAAGUGAAUGUCCCAAGAGAAAUAUGUGAUAUGCAGGGACAGCUAAAGAAGAAAUAGCAAUGAACAAGAAGGGGUUCUUUCUGGAAGCCAUCAAAAGAAUCUGUUCUUUAGGUUCAUAGAAUGAAAGAGAAAUGAAAAAAGAGAAGGGAGUCACUUGAACUAAAUACAUCCAAUAGCUUUAAGAAGAUAUGCUAUCACUAGGCUUCUUGGACCAGAAAGAAGUCCAGAUAUCAUUUGCAUAGAACGGAAUGCCCUGAGAUGGAAUUGCACCAGCAACAGAAUGGGCUUGUACUUUUGUGGUGGCACCACCUCUUUUCUUUAAAAUAAGACUGUCUUGCUGUUUGGUAGACAACUGUUAAUUUUUAACUAUCUGGCAGUUAUUUUAUUGUAGAUCUGCUCACCUGAUAGGUUAGGACCACCAUUUGAAGAACUCUCUGCCCCCAGUUUGCACUGCCAGGGAACCUUGCUACUUAUAGCCCUGAUGGCAAUAGAUUUGGAAAGGUUGAGUUCUAUUGUAGGAACAACAAAGCGGGCAAGCUGCUACCCUGAGUAAAUGUUAUGUGGUCAUGAUUAAGAACGAAGGUAAUAUUAACUUGAUUGAUAUUUUCAGAGAGUGAUUAUUUUAUUUCUUUACAUUUCCCCACAGACCUGAUAUCCAUUGCUGGUAGUGGAUGAGCAGGAAUAUUAGCAGUGGAAGUAUUCCCAGGUCUGCCCUACUGUAUUUAUUCUCCUGACACACUUAACAGGAUUAAACUUUGUAAUUUAUAUAAAAAUUCUUAUAAUUCUUCCUUUUUUUUAGUUUUAAUCGCUUCUGAUCCAAACUAUGUUUCAGGAAAGGGAGGGACCAUGCAGAGCAGAAACCUCUGUUAUUAGCCUUGCAAUGAUGGCUAUCCAUACUAAAAAAAUAAGAUAGCGGAGUGAAUCAUAUUUCUUUUACAUGUGGCAGGAAAUGGGCCACAUUUGCACUUUCUGGUAACCAUCAUCUGUGAAGCCUUGGAAAAGGCUAGAGAACUUCAGUCUGGCCAUUACUUGAAGAUAUGUAUUCUUGGUACACUUGAAGUUUAUGAAAUCAUGCUACAAUUAAUGAUGAUGUUAUCCAUUCAUCAUGUUGGACUCUUGCAUUACAAGUGCACUAAAUGAAGGUUAAAGAUAGUAAAAUUACUGACUACAAAGGAGUUGGAUUUUUGUACUGGUAAUACCAUUUCCCUGCAUUUGACAAUACUGUAAUACAAUUCUAUGUUCUUUAGGGAUUGAAGAUAAUAAUCUGAUUCUAAAUUACCUGAUGUUUCAUAGUGGGUCAAUAAUUAUGACAUUCUGCAAAUGUGUUGCAUUUUCCUUUGUUACCUUAGCACUUCUAAAACUUAUUUGAUGUCAUUUUCUUUGGUAUAUUGUGCACAAAUAUUUCCAUGCACAAAUACAGAAAAUGUGUAUGCCAGAAUCUAGACUGAGCUAUUAAUUGUUAAUAUUGUUGAUGCAGAAAUCUUCUUUAACCUGGUGUGCUUGAGAUGCAUUGGACAAAUCCCCAGGUAGCAUGUCUGGAGGUACCAGGUCAGGGAAUAUUGCCAUUCAACAUCCAUCAGAUAAUUCAUUGACUGGGUAAAUUUCCUUUAAUUCAAUGCCAAAUUCUCUCCAGGUUAUCUUAUUAGCCAGGCUGUGCAGAUCUCAUUUCUGGUCUAAAGGAAAUCAACUUACUAGUAGCCAGAGAUUUUUCACUUUUAAUUUAUUUAUGUUUCUUUUAUUUUUUUUCAAUUCAAAUGGAUGUGGAGGUGGUGGGGAAAGAACCAAACUACUGAUGUUUUAUUACUGGAUUAUUAAUGACAGUUAUAUUAUUGAUAAUAGUCACCAAAAGGCAGUGGAGGAUACACUGGCACUUGAAAUGCAUAAUAAUGAAAUAACUCAGUUAAAUUUUUGCUUGUAUGUGUAUCCUCCUCCAUAAAUUAAAAUUGCCUGUUUGAAUUCA